Pseudomassariella vexata is the source of this 1066-nucleotide messenger RNA. Its product is annotated as methyltransferase. Gene Ontology annotation, molecular function: methyltransferase activity. Lineage: Eukaryota; Fungi; Ascomycota; Sordariomycetes; Amphisphaeriales; Pseudomassariaceae. The transcript has a single exon. The record is from RefSeq and is a predicted model, not a curated record. Bases 135 to 989 code for a protein of 284 amino acids.
GGUCAAGGCAGGGGAUUAAGUCGCGACGCCCCUUAACCGAUGCCAAAGGGUCUACAUAGAAAACCCGGUAUUGGACGGCACAGAACGCUCACAUAACACAUCAGACCUUUAUCUAGUCGCAAGCCACCUUCAUAAUGGCCGAAGAAAAGACAAACUACACACAAGGGUAUUCCAAGGCUACGGUGGCCAGUCACACCUCCAGGACUGUCGACUCAGAUGCCAGCUUCUUGGUGCCCUACAUCAAACCUACCGACUAUAUACUCGAUGUGGGCUGCGGUCCGGGCACCAUCACUCUUGGCUUCAGAGCCCUCGCUCCGCAGGGUUCAGUGAUUGGCGUCGAUAUCUCAGAGCAGGUUCUAGAUCAAGCUAGGAAGGGAGUUAGCGAGGCUAUCAAGAAAGCAGAUGAGAUAUCCCAGCCUCUGUCUCGUAUCACAUUCCAAAAGGUGGAUCUCCUCGCUGGACUUCCGUUUGCCGAUGACAGCUUCGACGUCGUCUACAGUUCACAACUCUUCCCCCACCUUGCCACGCUUGAUAUGCGUGUUAGGGCGCUGAGCGAAAUGCGCCGAGUUCUCAAACCAGGCGGAGUGCUGGCCUCGCGUGAUGCCGCCGAGUUGCACUUCUACCCGCGCGCCUACGACCUCGACCGGCUCUGGGCCGGCAACAUGACCAAGGCGCUGCGGAACGGCGAACCAGAUGCCUGCUUCCCGGGCGGCGACAUGCCAGCGCUGUUCCGAAAGGUGGGCUUUGCGGAAGGCCAGGUCAAGGUCGGGGCUGGAACGACGGUAUAUUCGGGCGGAGAAACUCGGCAGUGGUUUGUUGCAGCAAACUUGGGCAGGCUACAGGCCGGAGACACCUUCCGGGAGAGCUGGCGCCGCGUCGGCAUCACGGAUGAGACGGUGGAGCAAACGCGAAAAAUGCUGGCCAAGUGGGCAGAGGAUGAUAAUGCAUGGUAUGCCGCGCUGCAGGCGGAAAUCCUGGGAUGGAAGUGAACAGUUCGUCUGUGUACCAUGGAUAAUCCGUGGUUGCCUAACUAGCCACAUAUACACCAAAUCAAAUAAUAUUUAAG